This is a messenger RNA of Sceloporus undulatus (fence lizard), 1596 nucleotides long. RefSeq lists its product as uncharacterized. Lineage: Eukaryota; Metazoa; Chordata; Lepidosauria; Squamata; Phrynosomatidae. The coding region runs from base 41 to 1162 and encodes 373 amino acids. The transcript has 7 exons. The record is from RefSeq and is a predicted model, not a curated record.
UUCAGUAACUUUUCACUUCCUUGGAAGAGGCAGUUUUGACAUGAAUAAUUUUGCAUUACUGACUAAGCAAGUUUGGGAAAAACCUGUGUCAGGUGAUCAGCUAAAAUACUGCUUACUUCAGAAGAGUUCCAGAGAACAAACAGUGCAGUGCCUCAUUUUUAAAGAAGAAGCCAAAACUUGCAGAAUUUUACAGAGAACAAUGGCUGAGUCACUGGAACACGAACCUGUAUAUUUCUUUGACCAGCCAAACCCCAAAAGAAAAUGGGAUAAGAAAAAGAAACCAGGAGAACAGCUAGGUGAUUUAAUAUCGGGCAACACAAAUCCUCUUGAAAGUAGGAGCUCUUACAGGAAUCCUGGAUGUAUAGGAGAGCGAAUGGAAGGAAGUGAUACUUUAGUGAAAAGCAACAUAACAAAGCAAAUUUCAGUUUUUCCUCCAAGUUCUGACCCUUUGAUUUUCCGAACAAUCUGCGAGGACCCUUCUGAUCAGCCUUCCCACAUACUUUCACACUCACUUAUAAAAGAAACUCUACAGUCAGCCUCAUUGGAUAAAUAUAAAUGUAUAGCUGUUACCAUAUUACAGGAGCUGGAAGAUAUGAUGAGAUGUUUUUCUAAGUACAAGAUUAUUUUACCGCAGGGGAUUUUAAAUAUUUUGAACUGGAAAGAGCUUGCUGAAGAUGCAUGGUAUAAUAAAAAAUAUUGCCAGGGGCCAAGAUACAAAACUAUAAAACCGGGAAGAACGCAGGCAUCAGAGGAGUCCAGUAGAUUGUUGUCCACCUCUGAAUAUACGGAUGAUGAUAUGGCAACAGAUAUCAAAAGGAGAAACAAAAUACUUGCUGGUUUUCCUACUGAUGUUGUAAAAGGAUCAGAGAAUCCUGUGCCUCUGUUGAACAAACCUGUAGUUUCACAACAAGAUGCCAGUGAUUCAUCUGCUACAAUCAGUUUUUCUCUGUCCUCAAAAGUGUGCAUGGAAAGAGGUUGGGUUUCCCAGCAUUCUGAUUGUGAUACCAAAGACCUAGAAUGGAAAUUACCAUAUAUCUGGGCAGUGGAGAGACUACAACUGGCCAAGAUCCAAAUGUACUUAAAUGGAAUGUACUGCUAUGGCUUGUUUCUUGUUGUUGUGAUUAAGUUAACCCUACAUUUGUCUGUUGUGUUUAAAAAAUAAGAUAGUCACAGGUAAUCAGAGAUAUUGCAAGGUGAGUUCAGUUGCCAGUUUGGAGACAUACAGUGCAAUCCUAUCUGUGUAAGUCAGAAUCAAGCCCCACUGAUUUAAAUGGAGCCAUCUCCUAGGUAAGUAUCUAUAGGAGUGCAACAUCAUAUUCCACCUGCCUCAUGCAAAUAUGCAGGCCUGCUGAUAAUUUCUCAACUGAAUAAGGAUGGUGCGAAGGCACCAAACUGAACCAGCUGUAUAGACUGAAGCUUCUCUGAACAGUGUCGGCUAAGAUCCAAAUGUAUUUAAAUGGAAUAUACUGCUAUGGCUUGUUUCUUGUUGUUGUGAUUAAGUUAACCCUAAAUAUAUCUACUGUGUUUUUUUUUAAAAAAAAGAUAGUCACAGGUAAUCAGAGAAAUUGUGAAGUCAGCUUUCAUGGCCGGCAUGCA